Trametes versicolor FP-101664 SS1 is the source of this 1449-nucleotide messenger RNA. RefSeq lists its product as uncharacterized. Bases 1 to 1449 code for a protein of 482 amino acids. The transcript has 4 exons. Lineage: Eukaryota; Fungi; Basidiomycota; Agaricomycetes; Polyporales; Polyporaceae. The record is from RefSeq and is a predicted model, not a curated record.
AUGUCUUCUAGUAGCUGCUCAAUUGACAACGCUGUGCUGGAUCUGGCUGAUCUUUUCCGCUGGUCUCCUGUUCUCGGUCACGCUGUGUCCCCGUCUGCGAUGCAGCGGAUGAUGCGCACUCUCCCGUUCUCCGACUACGAGAAGGGCAGCAUCGACGAGAAAGAACUCUAUGCCCUUCUCGAAUCUCACUUCCCCGUCCAAGCUUCCGACAUCGCGGACUCGUUUCACGCAGCUCGCGCAGCGUUGUAUGUUCAGGCAGACAUUCUCGAGGUCCUCCGCCGCACAAAAGCCGCAACGAACAUCCGCGUCUAUGGGAGAUUCAAGGUAUCCGCCCCAGACUGGGACUUCAUCCGCAACACGAUCCGUACAGACGUCUGGUCGACUUUCGACAACGUGCUGACCUCCGCGGAGAUGGGCGCGCGUAUGCCUGAACUUGGGCUCUACCUUCGGUUCCUGGAGCUGAACAAUCUGAACCCGCGGCGCACUGCGUUCGUCAGCAGCAGGCUCGAGCAUGCCAUUUCGGCCACGUCCCUCGGAAUGGUCAAUAUCCCCUUCACCUCCUGCGAAGCGCUCGCACAGACGCUGCGUAUCCUCACGCGCGAUGCUGUUGCCGACGGGGACUCUUUCCUUCGCGAACACGCUAGGACCAUGUGGUCGACCACGGACACAGGGGUGGAACUCAAGGAGAACUUCGCGCAGCUGCUCAUGCUCGAGGUCACGGGAGACCGGAGUCUCGUAGACUUGCCGAAGCCCGAGUGUAGGAUGCGGUUCUUCAAAGGGAUGGGUGUCUUAACGACUGAGAAAUUCCCUCCCGAUGUCGACACGACGUCACUCGCAUUCACGGCCAUGUACAACAACUACUCGGAUGACCAGAAGAGUUGCGCCAUGGAUGAGAUCCUCACACUGCGCAACGCGGAUGGCAUUAUACUCACAUACUUUGAUCUUACUCGUCCACGGAUAGAUCCCGUCGUUUGCGUUAACGCGCUCACGUUCUUCCACACCAACGGCCGCGGGGCCGAGCUCCCGGAAACAUUCGAUUGGGUGUACCACGUCCUGCGAACGCGCGCGUACGCCUCAGGGACCUUGUACUACUACGGCGCAGACACUUUCCUCUAUUUCCUCUCUCGCCUCCUCGCAGUCCCCGGGACUCUCCCUUUCCACUCUGACCUUGCCGAGGUCUUCAAGGACCGCAUCGAGGAGCAGUUUGGAGAACCCGGAGACGCGCUGGCGUUGUCCAUGCGCGUCCUCGCCGCCGCCUCGGUGAACCUUUCUGAUCGUCGCGGCUACGACCGGCUUCUGGCGCUGCAGGAGGCGGACGGUGCGUGGCCGACUGGGUGGGUCUACAAGUAUGGCAUGAGCGGCGUCCUGGUGGGGAACAGAGGACUCACGACUGCCAUGGCGGUAGCGGCCAUUCGGCACUUCCGGGCGCUGCAAGACGUGGGCUUGUAA